Messenger RNA from Durusdinium trenchii, 2042 nucleotides. The record is from the annotation of a GenBank genome assembly. Lineage: Eukaryota; Dinophyceae; Suessiales; Symbiodiniaceae.
UUCCAAGACUUCCAACACAAUGUAAGAAUUUGAUUUGUUGGCUUUGACCCAUAAGGCUUUAGAAAAGAACACCAAUCAUGAUGUGCUCCUUUUGCUUCCAGAACCUCUAAGCCUCUCUGAGCUUCAUGUCCAAGAAAAGGGUUGUUGAUGCACAAUUGCUGGAGACAAGUGUUUAUACAACCCCAGCCAGCACUUGGUCUGACUGUUGCCAUUUCUGCAGUGUAGCUCAGUGAUAACGUGGGAAGGCAAUAGCCUGAGUUGAGCCUUGGGGAAGAUGGUUUGGCAGAUUUCCUUUCUCUGCUUCCUGGCAGUGUCAGCUCACUUGGAACCAGAGCAGAUCCACCUGGCCUUCGCAGGUCAGGAUGCUUCCGGUUACCCGAGUGGCAUGACUGUGUCUUGGUUCACCAGGAGCGAACCCAAGGACAGCACUGUUCAGUAUGGGGUCUCAGCCAGCCAAUUGGAUCAGUCGACAACAGGCCAUGUCAAGCAUUACAUGGCCAACGAAGGCUUCCAUUCUCAUGCUGAGAUCUUGGGCUUGAAGCCGAGCACCAAGUACUUCUACCGUGUGGGUAGUGCGCAUGACAGCAAGUGGUCAGAGGUCUUCAGCUUCACCUCUGCCUCAAGGGAUGCAGAGGGGCGCAUCUCCUUGGCGAUCUUCGGGGACAUGGGCUAUGAGAGCAGCGAAGAACGUCCUAUGGUGAUUACCUUGCACGGCUUGGAGAAGAAAUGGUCUGCAAAGGAGAGUCGCGAGACCUUGGAAAAGUGGAAGGAUGAGAAAUCCAUCGAUUUCAUUUGGCAUCUUGGAGAUAUUGGCUACAUGGAUGAUUCCUACGCGCAUUCACCGGUGAGGUUCACUUAUGAGACUGCCUACAACGGGUACAUGAACUGGCUUCAAAAUCUGACUUCCAGCAUGGCCUACAUGGUCACUGCAGGCAAUCACGAGUCGGAAUGCCACAGUCCUGUAUGCGUCGUGGAUCCAUUCUUGGGCCGUGCACUCAUGAACUUCACUGCGUACAACCACCGUUGGCACAUGCCUUCCCGCAGCAGCGCCGGGCGUGCCAACAUGUGGUACAGCUUCAACGUGGGCCCCAUCCACUUUGUGGCCUUGAAUACCGAGACAGACUUCCCUGGUGCUGAGGAGUCCAAAACUGGUGACGGUCACAUCUCUUGGUUGAAAGCAGGGCACUUUGGCGCGGAAGGUGAGUACCUCCGAUGGCUCGAGGCGGACUUGAAGGCAGCGAGGGCUGCCGGCAAGAAGUGGAUCGUCGCUGGAGGUCACCGGCCCUUGAUGCGCCUCAAACACUCGGGGAUGAUUGAGCUACUGGAGAAAUAUGAGGUGGACUUCUAUUUCGCAGGCCACGCACACAGGUAUUGGCGUGAUCCUCCGUCCGGUGACAUCAAUGCCUCAUCCAGCUUUUACAAGGACCCCAAGGGCUACAUUCAGAUUGUGUCUGGUGGGGCAGGCUGUGAUGAGAUGGCAUACAAGGUUGCUCCCCAGUGCUCUGCAGGUGAGGCUUGCGUUCCAAGCGAGCACAAAGCGGAUGACCCGGAAAGGACUUCCGAACUGAACCCAGUGUACGCCACAGACGUGCUGUCCAUGGGCCGUUUGAAUGUGGUGAACUCUACCACGAUGCACUUUGAGUUGGUGGACUCCAAGCAUGGCCAGAUUUUGGACCAGAUCUGGGUGACCAAGACCGCAAAGGUGUCGACCUACCUCGUGUGAUGGACUCACGUCGAUGAGCGCCUCAGCACUUGUUUUUGCUUUGCGUUGGAAUCUAUGAAUCUGACAGGUCAGAAUUUGCAGGUCUUUGGUUUUGUUUGGAACCGAAAUGUCCAGCGCAGAUCCCAUUUGAAGAGUUUUGCAGGCCAAACAUCUCAGGUCGUCUCAACGGCUUUGCCUCUUAAAGUAGCAGAGCAGUUUGGGACAGCCAAUGAUUUGCUUACAUACAUGAGCCAACCUUCAUCGGUUGGCUCACUUGCUUGGUAGAGUCAGCGUGUUGUGCGUCACUUGGACACAGGCAGGCAGGCGACCAAGCAAAAAA